CCUCCGAACCGGGGUCCUCUCCGGCCCGUCGCUCGCACUCCAACUCGCCAACAAAAGAGCGCGAGCAGCGAAGGUGCACGCACGUUCGCCGUCCGACCGUUUCGCGCGUUGUUUACAUAUCGAGGAUAUUUUCAGUGAUAAACCCUCUGUGUGAUCGGUGAUCCAUCUUCCGGUUUCUAUAUGAGUGGGUGCAAAGUAGCGAAUCUGGCGGAUUACAAAAGUGAAACCGUGCGGCGGUGGGUCGAGACGUCACCCACCACCCAUCGCCAUAUGAACAAUAACCUGGAGACGACGCCGAAGUCGAUCAAGGGUCAACUGAACAACAACACCAUCGACUUCCUAGCGCAGAGCUUCUGGCAGCGCCAGACGAAAGAGGGCAUCGCCUUGGAAGACAUGCCCAUGUUGCUACAACAGCCCAAUCCACAUCUGGCCCUCGCGGGUCAUCAUCACCACCCGCACCAUCAAAAGACCGGCGGAGCGCCACCGGGCGAGAAAGACCAACCGCUGGAUUUUACCAUGUCGAAGUUUAAGACGAAGGCGGGUGGUGCUGCCACCGUCGCGUCACAACUCAAACAAUUGAACAGUUUGGGCGGUUUGACCAGCCUACAGAACCUGAACAGUUUAGCCGCCGCUCAGCAGCAGAUGCUACUCCUGCAGAGCAACGGCGUGUACUUUAAUAGUGCGGGUGUUGGGGGUGGGAAUAACAAUAAAUUCGCGCAGCAGACGUCGCCCACGAUUCAGGCGGCGAGAGUGCAUAGUCCAGGCAGUGCAUCAUCAGGGGAAGCCGGUGUAGGCCCACCGAAUUCUUCACCCAGAUCAAAUCCGGCUAGUCCAGGACCACUCAGAGAUGAAAACGGUCCAUCACCUAUACCUGCAGAUAAACCAUACGGGAAGUUAUGGCUGAGCGAACCGGACGUGAAUUGGCGCCAGGACAUGCAACUGCCGUCGGCGGAAGAGUCAAAAUUGGCGCUGCACGCACGCCUUGGACUUUCACCAAAUGAUCAAAGAUCAUUGUCAAUGAACCGAAUGGACAAGACGCCGUCAACGCCACCAUCACAAGACGAUGUUGACGCCAAUGGAGAUAUGAGCGAUAACGAGGGUAGUCUUAAUAGCGACCAUCACAUUUCGCGACAAGAAGAUGAAGACUCGAUGGAUUCGGAUCGUGAUGAUGGCGCUCUUAACUUGGUGACGGCUGAAAGUGAUCCGAUCAACAGGUCAUCGCCCAACUCCCAAGUGACGAGCUCGAGUCCCACGGGUGUGGGGGCGGCCCUUGCUGCGCUCGGAGGUCUUGGUGGCCUGCUGAGCAACCCGCUUAUGUUGGGCAGUCUUGGCGCCUUUCAAAAUCCACAAAGUUUACAGCAGCUGCAGCAGCUGAUGUUCCAGCAGAAUCAUGGCAAUCAACUCAAUCAGCAACUAUUUCUUCAAAAUCAGGUGCAACAACUCGCACAAGCCGCCCAGCAGUUGCAGCAGAUCCAGAAAGCGCAACAACAGCAGCAACAGCAACAACAGCAACAUCAGACCAAUAUUAAUCAGCAUAAUACAAGCAUACCAUCAAAUAAUUCAACCCCACAGACACAAACAACACCACCAAAUAAUUCGCAUAUUCCAGCAAGUUUACUAACACCCAGCACGCCUAGUUCCGGUGGGUUGACACCCCAGCAUAUGAAGGCUCAGUCUAGGUUGUUAGAACCUAGUCCCGAAGAGACCACAGACCUGGAAGAGCUCGAACAAUUCGCCAAGACAUUCAAACAACGACGAAUCAAACUUGGUUUCACUCAAGGUGAUGUAGGUUUGGCGAUGGGUAAACUCUACGGUAAUGAUUUCUCGCAAACGACAAUAUCCCGUUUUGAAGCGUUGAACCUCAGUUUCAAAAACAUGUGCAAACUCAAACCACUGCUACAGAAGUGGUUGGAGGACGCGGAUAGCACCCUAGCAAACCCAGGCGCGUUGAGUAACCCAAUGACUACUCCCGAAGCCAUUGGUCGUCGACGCAAGAAACGUACCUCGAUUGAAACCAGUGUGCGCAUUGCACUGGAGAAAGCAUUCCUGCAAAACCCUAAACCCACCUCGGAAGAGAUCACGAUGUUGGCGGAUAGUCUAUGCAUGGAGAAGGAAGUAGUGCGUGUGUGGUUCUGCAAUCGGCGACAGAAAGAAAAACGCAUCAAUCCUCCGUCUUCGGCGCUAGGCUCGCCUGUAUCAAUGGGUGGUAGUGGCGGUGGUGGUGGUGGUAGCAAUAUGUUUGCCAUCAACUCGCUUUCCAGUCCACUCUCGCUCGUCACGAACAGCGCGCAUAAUUUUAAUCCUAAUAUGAUGGUGAAGCAGGAAUGACGGCCGAACUAUUUCGGCGACUACGAGCACGUCGAAUAAUUCGGCGGCCAUUUUUGUUGUUUUUCUUUUUGAAAUUAUUACAACGUAAGUGUUUGUGCAAUUUUAACAAAUUUAAAUGAAACAGUCCCGGUUUUAAUAUCUAACGCUAUAAGUAAACACGUAAAAUGUAAAAUAGUCAAGUAAGACGAGGAAAAAUUGCGACAACUGUACAUAAAUGGUAAGUGACAUAGAUUUUUGGCAUCUCAACCAGUAUUAUGUAUUGACAAAACAUUGAAGAAAAAAAGAAAACGACAAACAGCACGGAAAUAAAUCGAGCAGUCUUCCAAUUCAAUGCGAGAAAAGUUCCUAUAUUAUUAGACGAAGACUUGAAUUUUGACGAAUACUGUGUUUGAUUAUGCGCUAGAAAUUUAUUUUCUAUGAAAGAUACGAAUAAAUUGUUGUAACAAAUGUAAAUAAUUUUAAAAACAAAAAUUACUUGAAUAUUUUCUUCCCAUAAAAUUUUCGUUUCAUUUCUUUAACGUUAACGUCCAAGAAAUGAAACCAAACGGAAUUAAUAUUCAAGUGACGAAUAUUGCCUAAAGUAAAUAAAUAAAAGAUGAACGUACGACACUCAUUUGUAAAGCAGGGUCUCAUAAUAAUAUAAUUUGAAUGUUUGUCGUACGUGCGCAUCUUCCAAACCUGUUUUUCAUUGUAUCUUGUAUCAAAAAUUGUAUCAAGCGAUAAAAGUAGGCAUGUAUAGAUAGCUAGCAGGUAAAAUCUAAUUUUUAAGUAAUAUCAACACCCAAAAUGGCCGGAUCGGCCGAGUACUAAACAUGUAGAUAUUGCAAAGUAAGAAAUAAACAACAAAACAUUGAGAAAUCCGCAAAUGCAGAUUCUGAUACUGAUUCAGAUGACAAAGACAGCUCCUCUAAUGAUUAUCUAGCCAAUAAGUAAAUGUUAUACGGAUAUUAUAUGCAUAUACGAACGAUAUAAAUAUUAUUUAUAAAUAGUACCUAUACAUAUGGAUAAAAAUAUACAUAUACAUAAAUUAUACACACAAACACACACACGUAGGACUCCGUAGGAUCGGAAUGUAUACAUACCGACAUAUGAAUGUGUAGAGAUAACACUUGUAAUUAAGAUAGGAAUGAAAUUGACAAAAUGGAUGGUCUGUUGUUGUACAUAAUCGAAUUGUUUCUUCGAGGCGCUGAAGACACUUGUCACCGAGGUACCUAAAUGACAAAUCGAACGGACUAAUGCAAUUAGGACCAAAAAAACAAGCAUGCAAGAGCAUUGAACAAGACGAAAUUUACGUGUAAAUUUCGGAAUUGUUUAUUAUCAAGUUUCGUUCAAUCCACUAACGUCUAAGUAGUUGAUUUAUAAAUAUAUAUAUAGAUGAUAUUUAAUUUUUAUUAAUUUUAUUUGCUAGAUAUUAAUUUUAUUAUUAUUUGAAAAUAAAACGAAAUACGAGAAAGUUCCUAACGCAUCGCAAAUACAAACGAUUUGUUUUU
Dalotia coriaria is the source of this 3818-nucleotide messenger RNA. Its product is annotated as POU domain protein 2-like. The record is from RefSeq and is a predicted model, not a curated record. Lineage: Eukaryota; Metazoa; Arthropoda; Insecta; Coleoptera; Staphylinidae. Gene Ontology annotation, molecular function: DNA-binding transcription factor activity, RNA polymerase II-specific; RNA polymerase II cis-regulatory region sequence-specific DNA binding. Gene Ontology annotation, biological process: regulation of transcription by RNA polymerase II.